Monoraphidium neglectum is the source of this 1365-nucleotide messenger RNA. RefSeq lists its product as hypothetical. The coding region runs from base 1 to 1365 and encodes 454 amino acids. The record is from RefSeq and is a predicted model, not a curated record. Lineage: Eukaryota; Viridiplantae; Chlorophyta; Chlorophyceae; Sphaeropleales; Selenastraceae. The transcript is spliced from 3 exons.
AUGAGCAAUAUGUCAGCCUGUCAAGACGUCCUUGGGCUCGCCGCAAAGGCGGCGGCAGCAGCCUCGCUGGAUGAGGUGGUGCGGCUGAUGAACGAGUUCCAAUUCAUGCAUGCGGCCACCCCGUCGUAUCCAAUUGACUACAUGGCGCGCCUGCCGAACUGGCAGCAGCAGGAACACCACCAAUACCAGGAGCAGCAGCGGCCAUAUGUGGGCGAGCGGCGCGCUAUGAGCCCCGCGUCAAGGCGCGGCGCGAUGGAUCGCCCCAAGACCUCCAGCCCACGGCGUAUGCCGCACGCGCCGACUGGCUCAGAGGACGCCGCUUACAGCAGCCUCAGCCCUUUGGACCAGCUGCUGUCUCAAAGCAUCGACGGCAGCCCCGCGGGCCCCCACCAGACGCGGCCACAGCUGCUGCGCGCCAGCAGCGGCGACGACGCAUCCCUGGCUGGCGACGCGCCGCUGCUCGCCGCCUGCCGGGAGCGGGAAGAGGCGGACGCGCGGACGCAGGCGCUGCGGCAGCAGCAGCAGCAGCAGCCCAAUCCCGCUGAUCUACAGUCCAGCAUCCUCGGGCUCGCGGGAGCCGCCGCAGCGCACCCUUACGCGCACUCGCGCAGCCCCGCCGCGACCUCGGACGCCGCCGCCGCUGCGGCGGCAGGCUUCGGCCUGGGCCAGGCGGCGGCCGGGCAGCAGGCCUGGGGCCAGCUGCCAGAUCAGCUUGACCUCCGCCUCCUCAUGGCCGCGCAGCUGCAGCCGCACGCCGCGGCCGCCGUCGCGGCUGCGGCCGCGGCCGCGGCAGCCGGGCCCGGGCAGCUGCAGGCGCACCUGCUGUACGAGCAGGCGGCCGCGGCUGCAGCCGCAGCAGCGGCCGGCGGCGGCGCGGAUGCGGCGGUGUACAGCCAGCUGCACGCUGCGGCGGCCGGCGCCCUCGGCGGCGCGAGCUUCGGCGAUGUCCCCUCGUCGGCGGGCAUUCUUGGGUCGCAAGGGCACUACGUCGACCCCGCUGCCGCAGUGGCCGCGGCUGCGGCCGCCGCGGCAUCAGCUGCGGCCGCUCACCAGCUGCAGGGCUACGCGCCCCACCUCCUUUUCGACCCUGCGCUCCACUUCGCGCCCGGCGCGAUCCGCACCGCGCUGCCGCAGACGCUGCAGGCGGCCUCAGUCGCAGGCGGCCGCGGCGGCAGCGCCGCAGCCGCGGCGCUCGACUGCGACAGCCUGGGCAGCGACUCUGGCGGGUCCACGCCCGUCAAGAAGACGCGCCGCGGCUGCCGCGGCGGGCGCCAGAAGCGGUGGUACAUGGCGCAGCAGAUGGCGGCCGCGGCCGCGAUCAGCGGCGGUGCGAUCGCGGGCUUUGACGUGUUCCGAGCCCUGUGA